Molecule: messenger RNA, 600 nt
Organism: Soboliphyme baturini
Lineage: Eukaryota; Metazoa; Nematoda; Enoplea; Dioctophymatida; Soboliphymatidae
Source: the annotation of a GenBank genome assembly
AUGACCGGUUUCGCGAGUCGACCCCGGCCAGCAAUUGUUGCAUGGCAGUCGGUCCUCGUCGUCGCUCGGCGGCGCCUCGGUGUGGACACGGUCAUCGGGCGAUGGCCAGACGGUGCGACCGACGACGAGGUCGACGGUUCAACGACCGUCUGUGCAGACAUCCGAAUUCGCUCAGUCAACAAGCACUUGACCGUCGACGACAAUCAGGAGCGGGCCUUCGCGCUGACAGACCCCACAGGGGUCUAUUCACAUUACUCUGCCCAGACGUCGCACUCGCACCGCUUGAAGCCUCUGGACAGCGACCUGCAUGACGUCGACGGUUCGGAUGACGAAGCCUCCGGCUUUUCACGGAUGCCGAUGGUGGUGCCAUUCCGUUGCAAACGAAAAUGCCUCAUAAUGUACCCCUCUGCGUGCACCCGAAUGUGGAAGACCUUCGAGAGCAUGCAGCUUAACGCAGUUGUUGUCGGUUUAUCCUCAUCCAGGGGCUUUGCAUCGUUCAUCUUUGAUGCCCUCAUCGUAGCCAGUGGUCAACGGCCAUUUUACAAGGUCACUAUGACGACCUGUAGUCCAAAGUACGGUGAGGUGCGCACCACUGAGUGA